Doryrhamphus excisus (bluestripe pipefish) is the source of this 1188-nucleotide messenger RNA. It is a transcript of the gene ora3.1, whose product is annotated as olfactory receptor class A related 3, tandem duplicate 1. The record is from RefSeq and is a predicted model, not a curated record. NCBI's taxonomy places the organism in Eukaryota, Metazoa, Chordata, Actinopteri, Syngnathiformes, Syngnathidae. Gene Ontology annotation, molecular function: pheromone receptor activity. Gene Ontology annotation, biological process: G protein-coupled receptor signaling pathway. Gene Ontology annotation, cellular component: membrane.
AACGGAAUUACCGUAAAAUGAUGGAAAGCUACAUGGAGGAGGACAUGGAGCUGGUAGGGAUGGGGCUCCGUGUCUCGGUGUCCCCCGUCCAAAUAGCGUUUUAUAUUCUGCUGGUGAUGCUGGGAAUCCUGGGUAACGCCACUGUGAUCGGAGUGAUCGGUAAAAGCGUGUACGUGGAACGCGGCCGAGGCCGUAACUCGGACAUCAUCAUCAUCAACAUGGCUUUGUCUAAUCUGCUGGUGUCGGUGAUGAGGAACACGCUACUCGUGAUCUCAGACAUGGGCCUGGAGUUGUAUUCGUCCAAAGAGUGGUGUCAGUUCCUCAUGGGCGUGUGGGUGUGGCUGCGCUCGGUCAACGUGUGGUCAACGCUCUUCCUCAGUGCUUUUCACCUUCAGACAUUAAGGCGAGUGGCGCCGACUAUCGCCGCACUUCGAGGGCCCCGAGGUGCCCCGAGUGUCCUUCUGCUGAACCUGGCUUUCAUCUGGCUGCUCAACUUUGUUUACUCCAUUCCGGCGUACAUCUUCUCCACCAAUGGGAACGUCAACAGCACAGAGACCUUAAUGCUGGUGAGCAGCACGACACGCCCCCUGCUGGGCUGCGUGUGGAACUUCCCGUCUUCCUUCAGCGGCCUGUCCUACGCCACCACCUCCAUGGUGAUCCACGAGACCAUCCCCAUCAUCCUGAUGGCCCUCACCAACCUGGGCUCCCUGUACACACUCUACACACACGGCAGGGUUCGCACGUCGACGCAGGACGCCCCCGUCAUCAAGAGAGUGCCGGCUGAGAGACGAGCGGCCAAGGUGAUCCUGGCCCUCAUCAUGCUCUUCAUCGUGUCAUGGGGCACCAGCAUCAUCUCCGUCAACUACUUCAACUACAACCGCGGCUCCUCGGCAGAGUUCCUCCUGGUCAUCGCUCGCUUUGCCAACAUCAUCUUCAUCGCCAUGUCACCCAUGGUGCUGGCGGUGGGCCACCGCCGCCUGCGAUCCUUCAUUAGGUCCGUGCUCUCUCACUGAUGGAGAACCGCAGCCUGCGGUGACUUCGUGUCCGCACGGCGCCGUUGAAGAACUUUGGACCAGCCCAUGACCAUGCCCACGAUCCUCUUCCUCAGUUUGCCGUGCCCCAGGGCCACCACCAUGGGACAGAAGCCCACAAACAGCGAGGCGGAGAAGUGGGCCACGGUCAGCAGGC